Messenger RNA from Eutrema salsugineum, 2055 nucleotides. RefSeq lists its product as uncharacterized. Bases 334 to 2055 code for a protein of 573 amino acids. The record is from RefSeq and is a predicted model, not a curated record. Lineage: Eukaryota; Viridiplantae; Streptophyta; Magnoliopsida; Brassicales; Brassicaceae. The transcript has 4 exons.
UUUCAUCACCACCUCUCUUCAUCAUUUUCUCUCCCAAAUCACUUCUCCUCUUCUCUGCUCUCUCUCUCAUUCUUUCUCUUCAAUCCCGCGUAUUUUCACUGGUAUUUCACUUCCUCUCUCUAUCUGUAUUUCUAUAUCAAUAUGUGAAUAUUUCUCUCUGGAUCGUCUUAUUCUUGCUGCAGUGUUAUUUGAAAUCCAUUUCGCUGCCACAACUUACGAGUUUUCAAUUGGAAGCUACUUUUCUUGCUCUGUUUCUUCAAGAAGAAUUUCAAUCUUCAGCUUAGUUUUUCCCCCUCUCUAUUUGUCUGCUUUAUACACAAAACAAGGGAUUAGAUGCUAAUGAUGAUGAUGGAAGAGAAGCAAUUGGAUUUCAACCGCCCGCUUAUCUCAGUUAGACGGCCUACGCAAGCUUCAGAAUCAGAGAGCAAAGCAACAUCUUCUGAUUCAUUAACCAGCAAGAUUCCUCCUUCUCCACCGGUUUACAAGUCUGAUAUCAAGUCAGGUCCUGUGAGGAAUCCAGGAACAGUCCCUUUUCAAUGGGAACACAAACCGGGUAAACCAAAAGACGAAAGAAAACCGGAUUCACAAGGUCUUGUGGAGACACAUUUUGUGCCAAAGCUUCCUCCUGGGAGGAGAGUUAUGAAUGGUAGUAGAGAACGAGAAGAAUCAGGGAAGAAAUCUGAAACUGAUACUCGUAGUAAUGUGGAGGAUGCAAAGAGUUAUAGUUCUCGGUACGAUGAUGAUAGUGAUGAGACAUAUCUUGAUGCAACUGAUACGCUUUCAAGAACCGAGUCAUUCUUCUUUAACUGUAGUAAUGUUAGUGGUGUGGAUGGUCAGGGGAUACUAGUAGAGCCAUUUGGGACCUUAUCGAGUGAUCGGAAAACUCAGGAUCUAAUGAUGGGGAGAUUCUUGCCUGCAGCUAAAGCCUUGACUUCAGAAACACCUCCACUUCUUGCUAGGAAACCGCCUAAACCAGAGGAACCGGCCAUGAAGAAGCUAGUGUUGGUAAAAGAGAAACAGAACAAAGCCGAGCAGAAUCCAUAUCGAUUCCAACAAGAGGAAGUGGGAAAAAACACGAGCAGCAUGGGUUCUGGUGUUUGUGGAUUAGUACCUCAGAUAUGCUUGAGAAGCUCUUUUGGAGUAUUGAAUUUGGUUCCAUCUGUGAGAAUGCAGGCACAAAGAGCUGUUUCUGUUCGCCGUAUGCGUUCUAAGUAUCAAGAUUCUACUCCUUGUAAUGAAAUUCAGAACAAGCAAACCAAUGAAACUGUGAAUGAAGAUAAGAGGAAGCUGAAGCUAAAUGGAUCAGUUGCACAAGGGCCUUCAUUUCCAGUAUCUUCUACUCCAGAAAGAAAAGAGAGCGCAGCUUCACGCACUAAAAUCAGCAAAAACUUUGGUGAGCUUUUGGCUAGUGAUGAUACUACAUGGAAGCCUUCAUUGGAGGCUCCUGUGGCCGAGAAAACUCUGUAUGUAGACACUGUGCAUUCAGUAGACAAGAAGGUGCAAGAAGAGUUCAAGGAGGAAUCUUUACUAAAAGAUUAUCCUUCAGUAGAUGUUGUUCCUGUUAAAGAAGAUGCUCAGAGCUUGAUUGGAGCUGGGGAAGAAGAGAAAAUAUAUGUUAAAAGAGAUGAGGAUACUACUGAAUUCUCAAGUCUAAAAGUUGAAGAAUGUCCUGAUCACGCUAUUGUUGUUGCACUGCCAAAAUCCAUUGUGGUAGAAGAGAUUACAAAGGAGAAGAUUGAUCUUGAAGCCCAAUUGCAGAGAAACACUACAAAUCUUGAAAGUUCCAGGCUUCAUCAUCGUUCAACUUAUCACAUUGUUCCUCCACCACCAUUACCAAAAGCUCCUUCAGAUUCUUGGUUAAAGCGUACCUUACCAACAAUCCCAUCAAAGAAAAACUCAUUCACAUGGUUACAGUCUCUUGGCACAGAAAAUAAUAAUCACGUUACCAAGAUUCAAGCAAAUCCCAAGUGGGAAACUAUGGUUAAAACCUCCAACACACAGCAAGGGUUUGUAUGCUUCUCGAAGGAGACACUCAACCCUAUACCAGAGUCAUAG